Molecule: messenger RNA, 3746 nt
Organism: Strongylocentrotus purpuratus (purple sea urchin)
Lineage: Eukaryota; Metazoa; Echinodermata; Echinoidea; Camarodonta; Strongylocentrotidae
Exons: 12
Coding region: 1-3570 (1189 amino acids)
Molecular function (GO): calcium ion binding
Source: RefSeq, a predicted model, not a curated record
AUGGUAGGAAGUUUACAGAUAUCAAGCUACGUACACCGUAAGGACAAGGUGAAGACCAUUGGUGCCAAGACUAGUAUGGAGGAGGUAGUUCUGAGUGAUGACCUUGUGAUUGCCCUUUCCGAGCAAAUUGAUAUACCACUUUAUCCAAUCAGCCAUUUUGCCGUCGACCUGGGCUUCAAUUCCGCCAGCGGCAGCGUAGCGGCAGAGCUGGCAAUUCACAAACAGCAUCCGCAGGGGAAAUACGAGCAUCUUCUAAACAAGUUUGUCGCCACUCACGGUCGGGGGGAGGAAGCUGCUCAAUAUCUCAUCUAUAUAUUCAAAGAUAAAAAGAAGAUGCUCCUUGUCAACUUUCUUGAAAAAGCUAUCGAAAAACAUAAUGCGCUGAACCAGUCUGGACGUAGACAAGAGCCUGGACCUGCAGAGGGACAGGGGCACACUGGGCCUCAAAGUCGCCCCUUAAAUGCUGGUGUGAGUGCCCGGAACAAAUCAUUUUGGAAAUAUGUAGCAGGUCUGAGCUCGGUUGUAGCUCUCUUGGCUAUUGCGGUAGCUUGUUAUAUUAUACUCCAUGAACCGGGAAAAUGUGCAUCGUCACCCUGUCAAAAUGGAGGCACUUGUCUUGAGCAUCACGGGGCGUACUCAUGUACAUGCAGAACUGGCUAUGGAGGCAGCAACUGUGUGACAGAACUGGUGAAAUGUGCAUCGUCACCCUGUCAAAAUGGAGGCACUUGUCAUGAGCAUCACGGGGCGUACUCCUGUACAUGCAGAAAUGGUUAUGGAGGCAGCAACUGCGGAACAGAAUACAUUGCAGAAAACUUCAGCCUUGAAGAGUGCCAAGACACAUUACGGGAACACUACGAAAAUCAUCUCUUUAACAUUCACACUAAGCCGUGGGAUCCAAAACAUGACAUGGACCUAGAGAAGCUCUACACGACCGUCAGCAUCUACAAGGAAGACAAUAAUAAUAUUCCGGACAAACCCUUACAGAUAUCAACCUUAAAUGGAUCAGUCAACGAUAUAUUCCAGACUGAAGUUCGUGGAUCGUUGCCAAAAAGAAUUGUGUUGUUUGGGGAGGCUGGCCGGGGAAAAACUACAGCUGUAGCGAAAUUAACUUAUGAUUGGGCCAAUAAAAAAGAAGACUCCCCUUUAAAGAAUGUGAAGUUGCUCUUUGUCUUCAAGAUGAGAAACCUGAAUGCCAAGACAGUAAUAACCGAAGCCAUUGUUCCGUUGCUGGGGAAGAAAUACAAAAAGUAUCAAAAACAGCUCGAAGAAUAUAUCGAUUCCCAUGAGAAGGAUAUUGUCAUGCUGUUCGACGGUUAUGAUGAAUUCAGUGGAGAGCUUCAUUGCGGGAAAAACGUAGGUAGCGUCAUUGAUAUAUUGUGUCAGGAGAGAUGUAGGCGAUGUCGGGUCUUGGUAACGUCUCGCCCCGUAAGGGAAGAAGACUUCAAUUCGAGAAAUGUAAAAUACUCCAAGAUGUUAAUAGAAGGAUAUUCUCAACAGCAUGCCACAGAUUUCAUCGACAAAUUCUUUUUUUCUAAUGAAACAAAAGGAACAGAACUGAAGAAAUAUUUGAGAGAAGACAUUGUUAUUAACGAAAUGAUCGCCACGCCCCUUUUUUGCACUAUGGUGUGUUAUUUGUGGAAUGAUGGCUAUAUUCAUGGAAACUUCACCCGAACAAAAUUAUUUCAUGAUAUCAUGGAGUUUUUGAGGACACACAUGAAUGCUAAGUAUAAGCGAGAGAUUAAGCGAGACCUGCUCAACGACACAGUUGUUUCAGUCGGGAAAGUUGCCUUAAGAAAAUUGAGCAACAAGAAUGAUCUGAGUCCAUUGGUGUUAAGUGAAGACGAUUUUAGUGAAGUUCAUGAUGAUAUAUUAAACAUCAGCUACUCGCUUGGUCUGUUAACAAAGAACAUGAAGACGGAUAGUGACACCCUCAUCCACAUUGAAUUCUUCCACAAGUUAGCGCAGGAAUAUUCAGCAGGAAGAUAUCUGGCACUUGGCAUCGAUGAAGGAAGAAUCAGCACCACUGGCAUUUCAAAGAUAAUCUAUAACCUAAAAGAGAUCUUUCAAUUUGCAUCAGGGACAUCGGUUUUGGCUUGCCGAAAGAUUUUGGCAUCUCUCAGCAUUGAACAAGCUUCCAGGUUUAGUAUCUCCAACAGGGCUGAACUAUACCAUCCCGUCAUCUUAAAUUUCAUCGGCGAGGCAGGAACUUGUGCAGAGGAUUCUGAAAUGCAUUUGACACGUGUUUUUAAAGACGGACAUCUUGGACUGCGACAAGUUACAGCAUCAACAGUGGCUGGAUUCGAGAAACUAUCAGGAUCUGUUAAGGAAAUGAUCACAUCCAUUGGCAUCUAUGAUGCGAACGAUUCUGCGGACUUAUUUGUGAGACUAUGGAACGCCAUGAAUACUUCACCCUUUCUCAGUAGCCUAUUUCUCCCCAUCCCUGCCGACAUCGGGUUUAAUCUGAAGCACCUCACGUCGAUCCGUGUUUUUGAGACUUACCACGUGAUAUCAAUGAGCAGCCUCGCACAUGUUUUAACCUUCCUACCAAGGGUUAGGGAGCUGAUUAUUCAAGAUAUAGAACUUGUUGAACUGGACAACAACGCUGAAGCCUUCUGUGAGCUGUGGAAAAACCUCCAUACCUCACCAGACCUCAACGAGCUUUUUCUUCCAAUACCGACGUGCCAUAUCAUGUGUGACUUAGAGCCACUUCGAUCGGUCCAGAUUUUGGAAACAAUGUCAUCUUCCAUUAACCUCCCCUUCGUCUUGAUCAACCUGCCAAAUUUACAAAAGCUUCUUUUAAACUCUGAUAUACUUGGAUAUCCACAGGUGGACGCCAAAGGCGCACAUAAGUUCUUUGGCUACUUUUUGAAUGCCCUCCAUAAUCUCCGUGAGCUGCGUCAUUUACGAAUGUAUGUUCCUGAGACAUUUCCUGCGUUACAUCUAGAGCCCCUCCGAUCCGUGCAGACCUUUCAGACAAAACUCGAAUCUCAUGUGGAAAUAUUUCCUUUACUGCUUUCCCGGUUACCAAAUAUUUCAGAACUUUACGUAGUUGCCAUGAACAAUUAUGACAGUGAGAUAGCAGAGGAUACCUACUACGAUAAGGUCAUUUCGGCCAUCAUUGACGGAGUGGUGAAGAAUGGUGUCCAAUUGGAAGUUCUCAAUAUGACCUUCUUUGACCCGAGAAGGGAAGACAGCAAGUCUGUGUCACGUGACACUGUUGAAAACUUUAUCCGAAUGUUGAAGACGGGUGGCAUGAUGCGACAACUCGAAAUCAUUAGUUUUAACUACUGUGUGUUUAAAGAGUCAGACUUGAUAGAAAUCAUCACAGCCAUCAGAGAAUUUACGUCUAUUAUGCUUUUGAGGAUUGAUUGUAGUUUGGAUUCUGAAGGAGAGCUUACUCGUUUCGCCACCGAACGAGACCAGCCAAAGGAAAAUAAGCAAGGCCCCAAUCAGAGCAAACAAAGCGGGUCACUGAUGCUGACUUUAUUCUACAGGGAUCCAGAGACAAAUUUAAAGACUGAGGAAACUUUCGUUCUGCCCCGUUCGCAGUACCCAACAGAAGCGGUAUAGGAUAGAAUGUUUGUAAAAAGAAGAUUUGAGUUUGCUCAUUCUGUCAGGGUCUGUAGAGAGUAUAAAACAUAAGUAUAUUUCGUUCCGGGAUGAUGUUCUGCUGAAACUACCUAUGACUUAAAGGUAUAGACUAGUUUUUGGAAACGCCACCUCUCAAAAAUGAAAUGGAAGCUCAA